Meloidogyne enterolobii is the source of this 859-nucleotide messenger RNA. NCBI's taxonomy places the organism in Eukaryota, Metazoa, Nematoda, Chromadorea, Rhabditida, Meloidogynidae. The record is from the annotation of a GenBank genome assembly.
UUCACCAAAAAUUGUUAAUAAUUGCCGAAAUAUGCCAUAUUUCCUAGAACAUGUGGAGGCAUUAAAAAAAUACACAGAGAAUAAUUUUCCAAGACAUAUAGUUAAUUUACUAAAAUAUUAUAGAAGGUCAUAUAAAUUUAUUGAAGAAAAUAGUGACUUUCGAUUGUUAACUUUGUUAAGUGAGAAAAUAAAAGGGAUAGAAGAUGGUGUUCUUUUUGAUAUGGAAACUGAAAGAGUUAAGGAUAAAAGAAAUGGCGAAGUAGAGAUAAAUAAGGGAAAUUUUAAAGAAGAGAUAAGUAUAGAUAAAUAUAGUGAUCUGACAGAAUCGAAGAAUGAUAGUUUAUCCAAAAAUAUUGUUGAAUUAAGUCAUAAUAAAAUAGAAAAAGGAAAGGGAAAAGCAAAAAGAAAAGCGAAAGGAAAAGGAAAGGAAAAAAUGGAAGUUGAUCAGAUGGUAGAUAGUCAACAAAAAUUAUUUAGUGAGCACAAAAAAGAUCCAAGUAUUGAGUUGGUUCAAAAGAACUUGGAGAUUGGCAAUAAAUCAGAGACUGCUCAAUUAAAUAAAAAUAAUGCAUCGAAUAUUCGAAGUUUACCUAAGGAAGAGGAAUGGCAGGAAAUUAAAAGUAAAAGGAAUAAAAAAGGAAAAAACCAAAAUAAAAAAAUAAUUUUCGAGGAAAAAAUAGAGGAGUUCAUAGAAAGUUCGAAAGAUUCCGUUGUAACAAAUUAUUCUACUUUAGUAGCUGACAAUGAAAUAAAUAAGGUUAUUAAUCCAGUACUUGAAAAAACAAAAUCAGCGUCAGAGGAUGAAAAAGUUUGGAUAUUUUUUAAUAAUAUUAUAAAGUUUAACUCAUUUUAUCCUUAA